Messenger RNA from Lecanosticta acicola, 2022 nucleotides. NCBI's taxonomy places the organism in Eukaryota, Fungi, Ascomycota, Dothideomycetes, Mycosphaerellales, Mycosphaerellaceae. The record is from the annotation of a GenBank genome assembly.
AUGGCCAAACUACACGAACAAUCGCUGCAGAGCGCCGCGCUCGAGCUCAAAUACGGGCGCAGCAGCAACCUGGUCGAGAUUAUAUCCAAGGACGAGGACAUUCGACGACUACGGUUCGACAUAAAUAUUCUAGAAGAUGAUAAUGACGAGCUACGCGAUUUGCUCGUACAAGAGGGUGACAGGUCCGAGAAGUUUGAGGCACUUGUGAACGAGAACCUUGCGCGUGCAGAAGACGCGGAAGCGAGAUUGGUGGAGGUGGAACAGAUGUUGAGGAUCAAAGAACAGGAAGUCGGCACACUACAAGCUGAGGCGCACGCACUACAGACGACUGCCAAAGACUCAGAGGCAUUCCUGACGGAGAAGCUUGCGCUUACACGAGAAUUAUCCAUCCUUCGCCCGGAAUUACAGCACCUAAAGGCACAAGCCGCGAACACUGAGGCCUUGAUGACCGAGAAGCUGGAGCUACAGCGACAGCUGAGCAACAUCCAGUGUGAGCUAGAGAACGCCAAGCGCGAAGCAAAGCGAGCCCUUGCAAAGCGAAGGAACACGGGUGUCGAGAUCGCGCAGGAGGAGCAAUUCGAGGAAUUGAAGAGGCAGCUAGCCAAGGAAAAGCGCGCUCGACAGCGCGCAGAAGAGGCUGCCGAUACCACUCAAAUGGACACCAAUGUGGAUGAGGUGCGCAAGGAGCUGGCCCGUGAGAAGCGAGCGCGUCAAAAAGCGGAGGAAGAGCUGGAAGCUGCUCAGGAGAACACUCAAGUCGAGGACGUACGGAAAGAUCUACUUAAGGAGAAGAAGGCCAAAGCGAAGCUCGAGGAGAGUCUGGAGAAUCUGCGGGAAGAGCUUGAAAAGGAGAAGAAGGCUACCGCCAGAGCGAACAAGCGCGCCGAUGGUGUUGCUGGGACUGACGAUCAACUGGACGAGCUGAGACAGGAGCUUGCAAACGAGAGAAAGGAGCGUCAGAAGGCUGCAAAGGCCGCACAGAAGGCAGCUGAUGAGUUCGAGGCACAGAGAGCGACUAUAGACGAUAAGCUUGCCCAGUUCCGGACAAAAUUACGGUCCACAAAGGAGAAGCUGAAGGAGACCGAAGCCGAACUGGAAGCAGCUCGCGAGGAAGCCGCAGCAGCCGCUGCUCAACCAGCGAAGAAGGGCGCCAAAGCUGCUCCCGCCGCUGUCAAGAACGCUAAGAAGCGCAACGCAGCCCAGUUUGAUGCUGACGCGACAAAUCUCGGAACGCCGGGAGAUGGUCCAGCAGUCAAACGGGGCCGCAAAGCAGCGGGAGGACUUGGUGAGAAGUCGACUUUCUCGAUCACACCGUUCCUUAACAAGACGACGAGUAUCGCUCCAGAGAGUCCCCAGGAAGACGAUGACGAGGAGGCAGAUGAGGCAGAUCGGCCAGUUCAGUCCAUCGAAUCUCCAACGAUGGAGAAAGCGGCUGCUACCAAGGAGAAGAAGCAGCCUCUGGCGCCUGUGUCAGCAAGCGAGUCAAACAUUCAGAAGAAGCCCGCGCCUCGUCAACGCAAGCAGAAAGCCGUUAUGCCUGCUCUGGAAAUGGUCACUGAAGAGGCCGAAGACGUUCACAGUCAGGGCCAAGAAAACGCACCUGCAGCCAAGCCAAGUAAGGUCAAGACCAAGACUACUGACGGCCCGGAUCCUGAUAAGCCAGCCGAGGCCGCCGACAAAAAGAAGAAGAAGCCUCGCAAGUCACUUGUGGACUUCGCGUCUUUCAAUGCGGAGCCGGAUGUGAAGAAGAAGGAGAAGAAGAGCCGGAAGCUUGGCGGAAUAGGCAAGACCCUCUUUGAUGAAGAGGAUGAGGCCGCUGCACCUUCGAAGGCUUUGCCAGCACGGACUUUGAUUGGAGGCAGAGGCUUUGGUGCCUUUGGUGGUGCUAGCAAGAAGGGCGGCUUCCUUGGAGCGAGCAAGAUUGGCAGCUCGAUGCUGAUGACAGCGGGCGACGGCAGCGGAUUCCAAUUCUCGCCGUUGAAAAGGAAGAAGGGAAACUUGGAUGAUACGCUGCGUGGUUGA